Messenger RNA from Colletotrichum truncatum, 1614 nucleotides. Its product is annotated as RNA binding protein. Gene Ontology annotation, molecular function: RNA binding. NCBI's taxonomy places the organism in Eukaryota, Fungi, Ascomycota, Sordariomycetes, Glomerellales, Glomerellaceae. The record is from RefSeq and is a predicted model, not a curated record.
AUGACAUCGAGUCGCGCCAGUCCUUUCCCGCCGACAACCACAGCAACCAAAACUGCCAUGGCCGCACCGGCUUUUCUACAACAAUCGCAACCUUUCAGGCCGUCCAACGGUCAACCCUCAUUCCUCUCCGUCAAUCCCUUCGAGCGCGAUGCGACCAAGCCCGUAGGCACUCCGUUCGCCAACGCAGGUCCAGCUGUCUCGUCUGUUUUAAUUCGCCGGCUCCCGCUGAACACCUCCGAAGAAUCGCUCCGUCUUAUGGUUGUUUGGUCUAAGGAAUUGGUGGAUGUUGAGGUUCUCCCCGUUGAUCAGUCGGAGGACAAGGGCUUCCGAUCAGCUAUCUUGAAGUUUAGGACUGCGAACGGCGCGAUCGAGGCAAAAAAUAUGCUAGACGGGAAAUCCAACAUUUCCAAUGACGCCAACAUGAUUGUCGAGAUCCUGGGAGGAAGCCCGGCCACGUCGAGGAGAUAUGCCGAGCCCGCGGGAACCGGAUCUUCGAGUACAGCCUCCUCAGCUACGUCCUCAGCGCCGACCUCGCGACAGCCAUCACGGUUCAACGGUGCCUUCCAAUCACUCGAGAAGAUUUCGCCGCCUUUGAAUGGCAUCUAUGGCUCAAGCGAGCUGCCAAACCCCGAGUCCAGUGCACACUACCAGAAUCUCUUCUCUCCACAGUCACCUAUUGGAAACCAUCUCUCCGAACGAACCCGUGUCACAGGAAAGUCGGUAAUCAACGAUGAUGCCGCUGACGAUGACGACACAGGCGAGCUGCUGAAGGACCCAGUUGCCUAUGCGGAAAAUGGUGCGACGGCUCAGAGGAGGGCCACCGCCCCGCAACUACCAAUCUCGCGUCUAGCCAGCCUAUCUCUCAACACCAACGCAUCAUCUGGACCAUCUUCGCUUCCGCAGUACGGUCAGCAAGGGAUAGGAGCGAUGUCGGCUCACCCGGCCGCCAUGUCGCCCACCGUUAUGGGCGGCGGUCCACAUGGGGUACCCUUCCACAUGGCAGGUAGUCACCCGUACGCUCGUCACAACUUCCCGCCUGUCAACCCUGCCGACCAGAACCCGCCGUGCAAUACUCUGUACGUCGGCAAUCUGCCUAUCGACACCUCGGAGGAAGAACUGAAGGCUAUGUUCUCCAAGCAGCGUGGAUACAAGCGUCUUUGCUUCCGGACGAAGCAAAACGGGCCCAUGUGUUUCGUGGAAUUCGAGGAUGUAUCUUUCGCUACGAAGGCCCUCCACGAACUCUACGGGCACCCACUUCACAACAGCGUCAAGGGCGGGAUUCGCCUGAGCUUUUCGAAGAACCCCCUCGGCGUUCGAUCCGGCCAGACCCCUGGCCAAACGACAUCCCCGAUGGGCGGAAUGAUGACAGGAUCCACGAACGGGUUCAAGACCGCCAAUGGACCUCCUCCCGGACUUGCUGCUCCUCCAGGACUCGGCGCCGGUCGUUACAACGGUGGCUCAACCCCGCAGUCUUACACUGUCGCAGGGUUUCCGGCUAGUGGCAACAACAACGUCUGGAAUGGAUACGGCGGUGCCAUGACGGCCGGCGGGCCCGGUUCUUUGAUGAACGGCAACAACUCGAACUAUCUGCCCCCACACAUGCUGGGAAGGUAG